This is a messenger RNA of Magallana angulata, 3310 nucleotides long. Its product is annotated as sialin-like. The transcript has 10 exons. Bases 192 to 1790 code for a protein of 532 amino acids. NCBI's taxonomy places the organism in Eukaryota, Metazoa, Mollusca, Bivalvia, Ostreida, Ostreidae. Gene Ontology annotation, biological process: monoatomic anion transport; transmembrane transport. Gene Ontology annotation, molecular function: transmembrane transporter activity. The record is from RefSeq and is a predicted model, not a curated record.
AUUCAUGCUGACGUUUUGUUGUUGUUUCAUCUUGCACACGUGUUAAAGGAAAUUAAAGACACGAACGGCUUUAUGUAUUUCUGUGUAUCCUCAAGAAACCAUUGGGAAAUGGCCAGAUUUCUUUAAUCCCCGUCUUUAUUAACAAGUAGAAAGGAUAUUGCUGUGGUUCUAUAAACUGCAAAGGUGCAGAAAUGACAAAAUCUAAAGAUUCUUUUGCCGUUAACUCUGGAGAUGAAAACACGAUUGAUCCUAAGGACGUUCCUUGGUGGACCUCCAGUCGUCUUGGUCUGGCUGUCCUGGGAUUUUUUGGGUUUGUCAAUGUCUAUGCAUUACGGUUUAACCUCAGCGUGGCCAUUGUGUGUAUGGUCAAUGCAACAGCCGUACGAUUGAAUUCCAAUGGAGAGAGUGACACUGCCAACAGCACAAAUUCUAUCCUAGCCAAUGAGCAUUUCACGAGUAGUUGUGGAUUGAUUUCAGCAGAUGCUAAUGCAACUCUAGGUAGAGAAUUCGAGGAUGGUGACAUUAUAUGGGAAAAGACAACCCAGGGACUUAUUCUCGGGUCCUUUUUCUGGGGUUACCUGGCAACACAGAUACCUGGGGGAUGGUUAGCCGUGAAGUUUGGAGGCAAAAGAGUCCUCGGCAUCAGCAUGGCUCUCUGUUCUCUCUGUACAUUUUUGACUCCUAUCGCAGCCCAGACUGGAUACGUAUUUCUGAUGAUAAUCCGAAUUAUAUUGGGCAUUGGUUCAGGAACAGUUUUUCCAGCCAUGCACACCAUGUGGGGAAAAUGGGCCCCACCCCUGGAGCGAAGCAAGCUUACUGCAUUUACAUAUGCAGGGGCUCAGGCAGGAAUAGUGGUGACAUUUCCUGUAGCUUCUCUGUUGUGUAAAUAUGGUUUUGCUGGUGGAUGGCCUUCCAUUUUCUACAUAUUGGGCAUUUUAAGUUCUGUUUGGGUUGUGCUAUGGAUGCUGCUCACCAGUGAUUCACCUGAACAACACCAAAGGAUUUCACAUGUAGAAAAGCUCUACAUUAGGCAGUCUCUUCAAAGCACCGCCUCCAAAGAGGAGCCAGGAAAAAAGCUGAACGUUCCAUGGAAGAGCAUAUUUACUUCAAUGCCAGUUUAUGCCAUCAUUGUGUCCAAUAUUGCUUGUGAUUGGGGAGGAUACACACUACUGACAAACAUUCCUACCUACAUGAAGGAAGUCCUUAAACUGGACAUCACCUCAAAUGGAUUCUACUCUGCAUUACCUUACAUUGGAUUUUGGGCCAUAAUUAACAUCGCCGGGGUGCUAGCAGACUUGGCACAGAAAUGUUUUUCCGCCACCUUCACCCGCAAAUUUUUCGACAUCACAGGUAAGGUGAUUCCAGGCCUCCUGCUAAUUGGUCUGGGUUACCUGGACUGUACAAUGAAAGGCCUGGCCAUUGCCCUUCUUGCCCUAGGUGUAAGCUUAUCUGGAUUUCAGUACAGUGGUUUCCUCAUCAACCACAUGGACAUUGCUCCAGCCUACGCAGGAAUCCUGUUUGGAAUUUCGAAUGCUGCAGGAGCAAUCACUGGCUUUAUAUCUCCAGCUGUGGUUGGACUAAUUACAGAGAAAGGCCAGAGUCAGGUCGAGUGGCAGGUUGUAUUCUAUACUGCGGCAGCUAUAUACCUGGCGAGUGCACUCUUUUACAUGAUCUUUGCUUCCGGAGAAGUCCAGAAAUGGGCCGUUGAAGAGAAGACUCUGGACGUAGAAGAAAUGAAUAUGCUAGAAGACAAAGCAGAGGCGAAAAAGAGCAAAGACCUUGAGAUUUAGAAAACAGCAAAAUUUCUGUUGCAUUUUACAAAGAUACAAUAUAGUAUCGGUAGAUGUAUAUGGGUUAUAUUUGCAUAAAUGAUAUUUCAGCAUUUUGAUGGAAUAUCAGCAUUUAUUUGGAAAAAGCCAAUUCAUUUAUUUCGGUGCCUUUUAAUUUGUCCAUCAUAAAUACAUGUAAUGGUAUGUGUAAAUACAGUCAUCUUUUUAUUAGAUAAAAUGCGGGUGUCCUGUAGAAUCACAUUUAAUUAAACUGCUAGCAGAUGUACCUGUAUUGAAAUGGGAAUAUUGGUACUUUUUGAACAAAUGGUCAGGGACUUUUCCAUGUACAUUCUUUGUAGAAUUCUCCUCCAGCAUAUGGCAUUGAAAUCUCAUUAAACAUUACCAAAUUUUUCUCAUAAGUAUAUAUAGCUAUUGCUCAAAGACAAAGUGUUAUUUCUUACAUAUGUUUAAUGUAAUGUGAGUCAAUAUUAUUCAACAGGUGCCAAAAUAUUGAAAACAAAAGUCAGGGCUUAUUAUUCCGUGCUUAUUCAUUUUUGUGACAUACAUGUACCUCAAAUGUCUCAUAAUCGGUCAAGGGUAUUGCCAUCAUUGUUCUAUAAGGUCCCAUGCAGAGAUCUCAAAUAGAUGUUUUUUGUGGAAAAGAUUAGAGUAAGAUGAAAGCAUUUCUGGUUUACAUGUAUAAAACAUUUAUCAUUUUGAAAUAUAGAAAUGAGAGUGUAUGGGUGUAUAGGGUUAAUUUCAUUGCAAGUUAAAUAUUUUCAUUGUGAAUUUCAUCUGAUAUGAAUAUACAUCAGAAUAUAAUGGAUGAAUAUACAUGUAAUUAUGUGUACCUAUAUAUCUACAAUUUUACAUAUAUUUGUGACUGCAGACAAAUUUUAUUACUGGUACAUAAAACAUGUAUUACUGAUAGUCUUUAAAGAACUUCAUUGAUGAAAUAGUAGUCCUUACUAUAUACAUGUAUUCUCCUUAAAUCUUAGUUGUGAGGGUUGAGUAGGUGUUAUGUAUAAUAUUUGACAACAUUUUAUGUAUACAGGUAUACCUUUGACUUUAAGAAUAAGAUAAGACAUGUCAUUUUACUGUUUUAAACACACUAAGUUAGCUUUACAUCUGUCUCAAAAGACAUUGCUCAGGUGAGUGAUUUUGCCCAUGAGCCUCUUUUUGUAAUGUUCUACUUUUUUUCCUUUUCUUGUGCCAUAUGAUGCAUCAAAUAGACUUAGAAAGACAUUUUACACUGUAUAAUAUUCUAUGAGAUUGAGCAUAAUAAAUUAGCAGGAAGUUUUUGACAAUAUUAUACAGGUACAUUGCAUUUGUAAUCAUGAGACUCUUUAGCAAAUACUGUAUACAGGGAAAUAUUUUCCUCCGUUUUAUUUUUGCUACUUUCUCCCUCCUUGUCUUUAGGCAAUUUAAGACUGGGCGAACUGCAUUGGCUCAAAUUAUUUCUUUUUAAACAUAACUUUGUCUGGUCGAAUUCAAGACGGGGCAAAAUUGUUUGCAAGUGAAGAAGGGAGAAUGAAACAUGG